Polypterus senegalus (gray bichir) is the source of this 2646-nucleotide messenger RNA. RefSeq names its product mucin-2-like. Bases 132 to 2507 code for a protein of 791 amino acids. NCBI's taxonomy places the organism in Eukaryota, Metazoa, Chordata, Cladistia, Polypteriformes, Polypteridae. The transcript has 4 exons. The record is from RefSeq and is a predicted model, not a curated record.
UGGGUCUCCUCCCACAGUCCAAAGACAUGAAGGUGCUGGCACAGCUACCAGAAAGGAAAACGGGAAGAAAGGAAGAAACAAAGGCUUGGGAUUCAACAUUUAAAGCGACUUGACACCCGUGGUGUGCAGUAAUGAAACCCAAAAGAGCCGUCCUGGUGGUGCUGCUGGCGUCCGCUCUCAUUCUGCUCUUUGAAACCACCGAGGGUAAAACCAAAAAGCUGUGCAGGAAGAGUCUACGCAAAAUACAGAAGCGUGCAGAGAGUGACUACAUCUUUCUAGAUGGUACUGUGGUUGACUCUCCGAUUGAAGACAUCAGGAAUGGUGUUUGCCAAAUAUAUGAACUGUCUACUCAAUCUCAGACCACCGAACCACCCACAACUGCAGCGGCAACAGAAAGUACCGCCAAGGCAACAACUGAGCUAGCAACAACUACUAAGGCGGAACCAACCACUGAGCCACCAACAACCACCCAGCCAGAGACAACCACUGAACCAGAGACGACCACCAAGCCAGAAACGACCACCGAGCCAGAAACGACCACCGAGCCGGAAACGACCACCGAACCUCCAACGACAGCUGAACCGGAAACGACCACCGAGCCGGAAACGACCACCGAGCUGCCAACAACAACUGAACCAGAAACGACCACCGAGCUGGAAACAACUGCUAAGCCAAAAACAGACACCGAGCCUAAAGCAGAAGACCCAUCUUCAGAUAAAGAUACAGGACCAGAUAAAAAUGGCGUAACUCCUCCCAAGGAGAAAAAUCCCUUCCUUUCUAAUCGUUAUAGAGUAUACCCCGUCAUUAUUGAUAUUGCUGGACAGAAAAUAUACUCUGUUCCCAAAGUGCCUACAAUCAAUAAGAAUGGCAUGGGAAAUGGGAAUGGAAACGGAGUGAUCAAGCCGCCUGACUCUCCACCACAGGCCCCUAUUGUGCCAUUUAAGCCUGAGGAUGCCAUGCCUCCAUUUGCUGGCUCACCAUCUGCCGUUCCUUCUGGCCCAGCUGCAGGAGGCCAGCCCAUGCCAGGUAGUCCAUCAAAUGGCUUUGUAGUCCCUGGUGGUGUUCCAACAGGUGUAUUUAUUCAUCCUGUAAAUGGUGCUGCUGUGGUUCCUCCCCAGAAAGAUGGAUCUCAAUAUCCAAUAUUUCCUCUGAUUCCUAUUGCUAGGCCUCCUUUGCAACCUCCCAGUGGUCGUGCUCCAUGUAAGCCUAACCAGCCUCGUAAACCACCAGCAAUGCCAGGUCAACCAGUAGUGAUUCAAAUACCUUCUGGAGGCUCUCAACCAAAACCCUCAGGCAGCGGCUCCCAGUUGAUGGCAAAUCAGCCCAUCAUGAUUCAGAUACCCGGUCAAGGCUCAGCAUCAAGGUCAUCUGUUUCAGGGUCUCAGUUAAAGGUAAGCCAGCCAAUAGUGAUUCACCAUACAAGUGGAUCUUCAGCACCAAAAAAAACCGUGAAUGCUCCUCAGCCCAGACCAGCUCAACCUGUGUUCAUUAACCUUCCAGGUAAUGGUCCAGCCAUGAGCCCUCCUGUGGGUGGAUCCCAGGCAAAGCCUAUUCAGCCAGUGGUUAUUCAGCUCCAAAAUGGGGGCUCGGCUCCAAGUCCUCCAGUGAUUGGUUCCCAACCAAAACAAGUUCAACCAGUGAUGAUUCAGCUCCCCACUGGUGGCUCAGCUCCAAGUCCUUCAGUUAUUUGCCCCCAGAAAAAAUCCACUCAGCCAAUAUUAAUUCAGCUCGCCAAUGGUGGCUCAUCAUCAAGUCCUUCAGUGAUUGGCUCCCAGACAAAAUCUGCUCAGCCAAUAGUAAUUCAGUACCCCAAUGGUGGCUCAGCUUCAAGUCCUUCAAUGAUUGGCUCCCAGACAAAGAACGUUCAGCCAGUGAUGAUUCAGUUGCCCAGUGGCAGUUCAGCCUCAAGGUCUGCAGUGAUUGGUUCCCAGACAAAGUCUGUUCAGCCAGUGGUGAUUCAGGUUCCUAAUGGAGGUGUGGCCUUAAAUCCAUCUCUUAUUGGACUUCAAGCGCAACCACUGAGAGCUGGAAACGUGCAGUUGCCUAGCAAGCUCACAGGGGCAGUUUCCUCCACACGGGGGUCCCAGGCAAGACUCAUUCAACCAAUGGUUAUUCAGGCCCCUAAGCGUGCCACUGCAAACGGAGGCCAAGCCAGUAGAUCAGCAGUAAUACCUGGUCAAGCAGCUGUGAUUCAGGUGCCAGGCUACAGAACUGGUAUAAAGACAAACUGGUCUCCCGCAAGGAUCAUUUCACCACAGGCAAUUCGGGAUCCAUCCGUCAGCCCUUUAAAAACGAAAUCUGAAGCAAAGUCACAUCGCCCUCUGGUGGUUCAAGCUAAGAGUCUACCAGCACUCAACCAGGCUCACUUCCUUAAAGCGCCAACAUACGGACAACGCAGAGACACAGUGCCAAUAAACAGCGCUCCCCAAGUCAAACUGGCAGCCGUGAAUCCGGACUCAUUUUUCCGCCGUCUGUAUCCAAUCAGGAAGAGGAUGAGACACAUCUAAGUCAUCUAAAGAGGGACCCCCGGACAAUGGUGACCUCCAUUACAACCCACUUUCAAAUUACAACCAGGUCACAAUUCAGAAAUAUUGCAGUGACACGUAGAAGAGCCUUCAACUCUCUCUUUAUUUGUCAUAAGUAACC